Guillardia theta CCMP2712 is the source of this 1237-nucleotide messenger RNA. RefSeq lists its product as hypothetical. The transcript has 2 exons. The record is from RefSeq and is a predicted model, not a curated record. Gene Ontology annotation, molecular function: protein binding. Lineage: Eukaryota; Cryptophyceae; Pyrenomonadales; Geminigeraceae. The coding region runs from base 1 to 1071 and encodes 356 amino acids.
AUGUCUGAUACGACCGACGACCUCUCGAGCGCAAAGCUCAAGCCAGGUGCUACCCUGGACAGGUUUAAUGAUGCCGUUAAGCGGGGAGAAUCGGGUGCGCACGGGAAUAUACUUGUGGACAACCCGGGGCUGGUGGAGGAUCUCGCAAUAGAGUUCUACAAGUUCAAUGAGAACCCUAAGGAGAGUCCGAACCUUGAGGUAGAGGAGGAGGACGAUUGCAGCUUCCUGAUGGAUUGCCUAGACCAUGACAGCUGCGCUGACGAUGCUGACCUCGCUCUUGCUCUGCUGAGGAUGCUGAAAGUUCUGUCACGGAAGUAUGCCAACCGCUGCAACUUGGAGUUGGAAGACAUCCGGAUCAUCUCAAAGUACCUGCAUAACAAGGAGUCACUGUACGUGGCGGGAGAGGCAGCCAGCAUUUUCCUCAACAUCUGCUAUGAAAAGGAGAACGUGCUCAUGGUAAUACAGGAGAACGUGGUGCAGCCCCUGGCAGAGCUACUGGACUCUCCCUUCGAGGACGUGCAGGCGAACGCUGCUGGGGCGCUGCAGUCGCUGUCCUUCCAAGAAGAGGGCAGAGUGCACAUGCGGGAGGCAGAAGUGCUGCCCUCCCUGUUCCCCCUGCUGACGCACUCGAGCGUGAAGGUCAGGACGCGUACAGUCGGCGUCAUCCACAACAUGAGCUCGGACGUGGGCUCCAUCAAGAUCAUCAGGACCGGCAACGCCAUCAAGGAGCUGGUCAGGAUGCUGGCGGCACCUCAGGUAAGCAUCUGCGGCAGCGCUGCCGGGGCGAUCCAGAACCUGUCGAGGGAGCAGGCGAGCAAGCAAGAGAUCGUGGAAGCCGGAGGCAUCCCACCUCUGCUCGACCUGAUGUUCGGUUCUGAUGUGCAGAGCCAAGUCUGCGCUGCUGGGGCCCUCCUGAACCUCUUGGGUCCGCAACUUGAGUCGGAUCCCAACACUGGGAUACAGACCCCUUUCAACCUGUCGCAGAGAAGAGGACUCAGCCGCCUUGUUAUGCUUUCAGUGGUAACUGGUAUGGCAUUCCAUGGCCUCUACUCGGACGACGCAGAAUCGUGACCCCGGCAACGAUUGAGGUUGCUGCAAUGAAAAUCCCAGUUUCGCGGUUGGCAAGGGCCAACCGUUCCAGUCGGCCAUGACCAUUCGGACGUAGCCGAUCAGUGACAGGAUCUUGCAGCCUUAGAUGUAGACUAUGAAGUGUACUAGAAGUGAAAACUAUCUUCGG